GAAGAUAUUUUGUCAAAUAAAAGUUUUCGAGGGACAUGGCAAUAUCGACUCAGCUCGUAAAACUACCAUACAAAUAUGUAUUUUAUAGGGUCUGAGAAAAUAAACAGACUCUUGGUUUAUAAAACAUUCACGCCUUCAACAUUUGGGGUUUCCUUCGAGAGACUGUCAUGCAGAAGUCUAAAAUUUAAGAGUCAAUAAUAGUGGACUUAGAAGCCAAUAAUACUUUCUUCGUUGGAGCAUAUUUUUAUUUUUAAGCAUUCUUCAAUUUUAUGCCUUUAACUAAUUUAUAAAUUUUACUUAACAUUAUGUAAAUAGCAAAUCUUUCUCGACUACGUACAAUUCGUCUUCAAACUGAAAGUUAUUCGAUCCGGGCUGUAGUGCUAACAAGUAGACCAAAACGUCAUAAAAAGAUAUAUAGAAAAUUAUAUUAAUUAUAAUUUACAUUCUCUAAUAUAUAUAUGUCUAUAAGCUUUUUUUUAUAAAACGGAGUCAAACCAAGUCUAAAAAUAUGCAGUAGUAAGUUUCAGAACUUUUUUGUUUGGUACAAAUAUAUUAUAAAUUAAAAAAUUAUAUUUUUCUGCAGGUGGCACACACCCUAAAUAAUAUCUCAAAUUAAUUCACAAAAUGAUUCAGAUGCAACAGUGCUUUAUUAAUACCAUAUCGGAAUCUAUUACAAUUCGAUUAUGUCGGGACAGCUACUUACCUGCUGCUUAUAAAAUUUGUGUGGCUUUAGUAAAGCAUUGCGUAUUUUAGUUGUUUUAAUUGGUUUAGCAUGGAUUAUAAGGCAAAAAGAAAUAAAAGAGCGCAAAUUAACAACGCCGUUCCAUAUUUGUCACCACAAGCUGCCGGUGAAAAUUAUAUCCAACACAAUGGAAUAAAACAAAACGUGACUAACUCUCCAAAGCAAAAUGCUGUCAACCACUCCAUCGAUCCUACUUUUCAAACCGGCGAGUGUACUGCUUGCCGCAAGCCAUCAAUAUGUGUAUGUGAACGAUGUGGAGAUUUUUACUGCUCACCGGGUUGCCAAAAGAAAGAUUGGCAAAGCCAUAGAUAUAUAUGCUUCCCAAUGCCAAAAUUGGUACAGCCAACAUCAGUUUUGACAACGGACGCUGUGUAUCCUGCUAAUGCGCCACUACUAACUGUUAACCAAAUUUCUCAUACCAACCCGUUCAAAAGUAUUCAACGUACUCAACAGCAACCACAGAAUUUACGAAAUAAUUCACAACAAAAUCACAGUUUGACGGGACAUCCACAGCUCUCUGAUACUAAUGGACAACAACAACAAACAAAUAUUAAGGCCAUACAGAAGGCUAAUAAUAAAGAUGCAAAACAAACGACCAAAGUGACAACGACUACUGUACCAACAGUAGACCUACCCAAGACCAACAGUCAUGUGACUUUGACCGGCUUUCGUACACCAAACCGUUGUUAUGUGCGCGCUGUCAAUCCAUCCGUUGAAGAUGAUACCAUGUUGAAUGCACGCAAAAUUGAUGGUUUUGGAAAAGUGGCAAAACCACUAAGCGCAAUGCCCAAGCUGCACAGUUAUGCCAUAGCACCAUAUAACGGUAUUAUGCAUCGUGUAGAAGUAUUAUUUGCACGUAACCCCGCCAACAUUCGUGUGCUCUUCAUUGAUCGCGGUGUAAUUGCGACACGAAAUCUAAGGGAUUUGCGUGAAAUUUCCGAUGAAAUUAUAUCGCUUAAACAAUAUACAUGUAUGAUACAAUUGCGCAAUGUAUGCAAUUAUGUGUUGAGUGAGAAAUUGGUAAAACAUUUUGCCAGUUACGAGGAUUUAGACUUCAAAAUAAAAUAUGAACGCGUCGAAAACGGUGUGGACCUGUUGCAUUGGCAAACUGAAAAAUCACUAAAUGAUGAAGUUGAGCAAUUUUGCAAGGAAUCAGGUGCUGAAGUUUGGACUGAUGGUGUACGCGUUAAACAAAAUACUGUUAAUAAUAAUACCAAUGCCAAUACUAUUAAACAACCAAAUUCAGCAGGCGACAGCCAAAAUGUGGACGAGCCACACGAUGAACAAUUUUAUGCGCUUCAACCAAGCUCGUCCACAGCGAAUUCACAUGUAAGUGUGCAGCAGAAGCAGGCUAUACCAAUAGAUAGUAAUGGCAUAAAGGAAGCGAAGAAAAGAGAAAGUGUCAUUGAAGUAGAACAUCCCACGAUGAAAGCGCCGUUCGAAAUACACUACUUCAAAAUGGGUUGUGACCCUUUCAAGGCUGUUGUGCUUGAUGUUUCCUGUUUAGAAAUCGGUUAUUUGGGCUGUAUUGCACAGGAUGAUUUGGAAUGCCUACAGAUUGUGCAUAAGCAGUUGGAGUCCAUAACUGUAUCUGAUAAACCCUAUAAGCCGCAAUUGGAGGAGUAUUGCAUUGCAAAAUUUGAAGAAAUGUGGUAUCGUGCUCAGGUAAUUGAUAUACCUAACGAAUCCGAGUACACCGUGAUGUACAUCGAUUUUACGAAUGAAGCAACUUUGAAAAGUACCGAUAUACGCCACUUUCCGGCAAGCGCAACAGGGGCGUGCAAAACAAGUCUAUGCUUAAUUGAUGGCUUGCCAACAAAUUUGAGUGCUGAGCUCAUAAGAUUUUUGAAUGAAGAAAUAAAACUGCAAACUCUUAUUACCAUUGAUCGUGUGAAGAAUAUCGACGAGCAAGUAGUAGUGGUUGAAUGUAAGAGUCUUUUGGACAAAAUUCGAAAAAAUAAUUUGCUUACUUAAAUCCUAUAAGAACGUUGUUAUCGCUAAGACGGUAUAUAAUCGAAGCAAAGGCUCUAAUUAUAAAAUUGCUUAGCCUCCCACUAUAAUGAGUACUUGCUUCGAUAUGAACAAUAUGUAGUUUUGAAUGGAAGUUAAUACACCUAUUUGACAGAAACAUAUGAAAAUGUUUCGAUAUCAGUUGCAACACCAUAUAAUUGAUAUAAAUCCUUCUCUGUUAAUUUUAUAGAGGAUAUUUCCUUUAAUAUUAUAUAUACAUAUAUAUUGCACCCACUUUUUAUAAUAAUCUAUUAUCCAUGAUGAAUACAACGAACGUAACCGCUCCAAUAUGACUUUGACGUCCUAAUCCAUAUAUAACUCAAAUGGUUAGAUCCGUGAAAGUGGAGCCUUUUAUGUGUAUCCUUCGAAAGUUAUUGUUUCGAAGAAAAUUUUAUCAUGAACUACAUAUAUUUUGAGAGGUAACAUUUUUAAGGCAUGAAAAAAUUUUAUAUGGUAAAAUAUGUAUUGAACGAAAUUGCGCAGGUCUAUGGUUGACAGUUAUCUAAAUAAAAACGGUCUAUGAUCCACGUUUUACUAAUAUUUGUAAGCAGUCAAUCCAACGUCUUUAUGUCGCACUGUUUAUGACUGAGUGCAUAGUGGUAGUACCGUUAUCCCUCUCCUGAAAGAAGAGCACUGUAAUAUGUGUUUUUUUUAUUUUCAUCGAUUUUUUUUUUAUAUCAUUUAAUGAUUGUAAUAUUUUUUUAGAAUAUUGCAUGCAUACUAAAGGCUGUUGGACUUUUUGAAAACUAUUUUUGGGUUGUACUUGAAAAAGUUUACAAAUCACUAAAGUAUUUACUGCAAUCUGCAAUCUUCAAUGACAUUUCAACUACUGAAAAUUUAUAUAUUAUUUCACUUAUGAAGUAUCGGUUGAAACAACAGUGUGUUGGCCAGAAAAUACAUUUUCGCUCGCUAAAGAGAUCAAUCCAAUGCAAUGUAAUAUCCCUAUUAUGUAUGGGAACCAGUGUAUAGUUGCGGUUCUACUAGCCUUCGCAACUAUAACAGUAAUUUGUAUUAUGUAUGGCGAUCUUGUCUACACAAUCUAAAAUGCAGUACACGAUUGCUAAAAAUCUUUC
Messenger RNA from Bactrocera oleae (olive fruit fly), 3825 nucleotides. RefSeq names its product protein vreteno. The record is from RefSeq and is a predicted model, not a curated record. Lineage: Eukaryota; Metazoa; Arthropoda; Insecta; Diptera; Tephritidae.